This is a messenger RNA of Apus apus (common swift), 3788 nucleotides long. RefSeq names its product transmembrane 9 superfamily member 4 (gene TM9SF4). Bases 55 to 1983 code for a protein of 642 amino acids. Gene Ontology annotation, cellular component: membrane. The transcript has 18 exons. The record is from RefSeq and is a predicted model, not a curated record. Gene Ontology annotation, biological process: protein localization to membrane. NCBI's taxonomy places the organism in Eukaryota, Metazoa, Chordata, Aves, Apodiformes, Apodidae.
GCAGCCAACCGGGAGCCGCUUCCGCUGCCGUCAGCCCCGACACGUGGAUCCAAGAUGGCGGCGGCGACGGGAAGGCUCAGGUGUGCACAGCUGCUGCUGCUGCUGCUGCACGGGGCAGACUCCUUCUAUGUGCCUGGGGUGGCUCCCAUCAACUUCCACCGCAAUGAUCCUGUGGAAAUAAAGGCUGUGAAGCUCACCAGCUCGCGCACCCAGCUGCCCUACGAGUACUACUCCCUGCCCUUCUGCCAGCCCACCAAGAUCACCUACAAGGCUGAGAAUCUGGGCGAGGUUCUGCGGGGAGACCGAAUUGUCAACACGCCUUUCCAGGUUUCCAUGAACGUGGAGAAGAAAUGUGAAGUUCUGUGCAACUUGCCCAACAAGGCAGUCACCCUGACCGUGGAGCAGAGCAAGCUGAUCGCCGAGCGGAUCAGGGAAGAUUACUAUGUCCACCUCAUUGCUGACAACCUGCCUGUGGCAACACGGCUGGAGUUUUAUUCCAAUCGUGAGGAAGAGGAGAAGAAGAAGGAGAAGGAUGUGCAGUUUGAGCAUGGAUACAGGCUUGGCUUCAUGGAUGGUAACAAGUUCUACCUGCACAACCACCUCUCCUUCAUCCUGUACUACCACAGAGAGGAUGUGGAAGAGAACCAGGAGCCCACCUACAGGGUUGUGCGCUUCGAAGUGAUCCCCCAAAGUAUUAAACUAGAAGACUUGAAGGCUGAUGAGAAAAGCAUGUGCACCCUGCCUGAAGCUACAGCCUCUGCCCCCCAGGAGAUUGACCCUUCCAAAGAGAACCAGCUGCUCUUCACCUACUCUGUCCACUGGGAGGAAAGUGACAUCAAGUGGGCUUCCCGCUGGGACACCUACCUGACCAUGAGCGACGUGCAGAUCCACUGGUUUUCCAUCAUUAACUCGGUGGUGGUGGUCUUCUUCCUCUCAGGGAUUCUCAGCAUGAUCAUCAUCCGGACCCUCCGGAAGGACAUUGCCAACUACAACAAGGAAGAUGACAUAGAAGAUACUAUGGAGGAAUCUGGUUGGAAACUGGUGCAUGGAGAUGUCUUCAGGCCUCCACAGUAUCCUAUGAUCCUCAGCUCUCUCCUGGGUUCAGGAAUUCAGCUCUUCUGUAUGAUCCUGAUUGUCAUCUUUGUUGCCAUGCUGGGGAUGCUGUCCCCGUCCAGCCGGGGUGCCUUGAUGACAACUGCCUGCUUCCUCUUCAUGUUCAUGGGGGUUUUUGGUGGAUUCUUUGCUGGCCGCUUGUACCGGACUUUGAAAGGACACCGGUGGAAAAAGGGAGCCUUUUGUACAGCCACCCUCUACCCCGGCGUUGUCUUUGGCAUCUGCUUCGUCCUGAACUGCUUCAUCUGGGGGAAGCACUCCUCUGGAGCGGUGCCUUUCCCUACCAUGGUGGCCUUGCUCUGCAUGUGGUUUGGGAUCUCCUUGCCCCUGGUCUACCUGGGUUACUACUUCGGGUUUCGCAAGCAGCCGUAUGACAAUCCCGUGCGGACCAAUCAGAUUCCCAGGCAGAUCCCGGAGCAGAGGUGGUACAUGAAUAAAUUUGUUGGGAUCCUCAUGGCUGGCAUUCUGCCUUUUGGAGCCAUGUUCAUCGAGCUGUUCUUCAUUUUCAGUGCAAUCUGGGAGAACCAGUUCUAUUACCUCUUUGGCUUCCUCUUCCUGGUGUUUAUCAUCCUGGUGGUGUCUUGCUCCCAGAUCAGCAUUGUCAUGGUGUACUUCCAGCUCUGUGCUGAGGAUUACCGCUGGUGGUGGAGGACCUUCCUGGUGUCUGGAGGAUCUGCCUUCUAUGUGCUGAUCUACGCCAUCUUCUACUUUGUGAACAAGCUGGACAUUGUUGAGUUCAUUCCAUCCUUACUGUACUUUGGCUACACUGCCCUCAUGGUCCUGUCCUUCUGGCUCCUCACGGGCACCAUCGGCUUCUACGCAGCCUACAUGUUUGUGCGGAAGAUCUACGCUGCAGUGAAGAUAGACUGAAGCUGCAGAGACCCAGCAGAAAGCAGACACCUCUGAGUGCGUGUCCCUGGGGAGCUGAGGGGACAUCUUCUCGACUCCUUUAAGGAAGCAAAAAUCCAGUGGAAGAGUGACAAGAGAAAUAAAUAACUCCUCAUUCUGGAAUGUAACUUUGGCACAGUGUACAUGGAUUCUGGGCUACUUCUGGGGGGAAAAGGGGUCUGUAGAUACCUUACAUUUUAACUUUAUUAUCCUGUUCCGUAUUUGAGGGAGUUUUUUAGCAGAGAAAUAUCCUUCUGUGUAAGCAAAACCCCUUUUUGCUAAUUCAUCCUUUUUUUUUUUUUUUGUGUUGAUGACAAAAUGGAUUUGAGACAGCAGUGGAAACACUUAAGAAAACGUUUUCUUCCAGCCCGUGGGGUGCUCUAGGAUUCAGGGAGACUCUUCAGACAAAUCUCAGCCUGGUUUUCUUUCCUACCUUCGUGUCUGCACAGAAGAGGGAUCUUGACUCUGGCAGAAGGGACGGAUCCCGAGGCCGGUGCUGCCCUGACGUCCUGGCUUCAGCUCGUUUACAAUUUGAUGGAGGUGCCAAUUGGAGCCUGGAAGUGCAAUUUCAUCCUGGGAGAGCUGGAGAACAUCGGCAUCUCUUCUGCCUCCCUUCGGCCAAGGACAGCACGGGCUGCUCUGGUGCCCCCGCUGGAGGGGCUGGGGGAGGCUGGGAAUCCCUGCCCCGCGGAAGGUGCCGCGUCUGCUGGAGGCGCCGUGAUGGGGCAGGAGUGGCUGGGAGGACGAGCAGGGGCUGCACGGGUUUGCCCUGCCCAGAGCUCUGUGUGAGGCAACGGGACAGGCUUCCUGCCGGGAAUGCCAGCGGGAUGGUACGGAGGGGCAGGCUGUGCUGCCCUGCUCAGUGCCCAGCCAUCCGGGGCUGGGGACAGGGACAGGGACCUCUCUUGCUGCUCUCCUCUCCUCCUCUCAGAUUUUCUACCUCCAGGGCACAGAAAAGCGUCCCCCCCUCACUUGUGUUUUGUUCUUCCCCAGGGAAUGGUCCGAGCCCCCCGGGGUAGCUGGUGUGAGCUCUCCUGCACCAGGCUCCUCGUUCCCCAUGGUCUGGUUGCCUGAGUCAGCCCAUGGGAAGCUCUUCUUAAAAGAGGUUAAAGGGUUUUAUUUUGGUCACUUCAAUGUUGUUUACUAGUGAAAAGGUUCCAUGUUACAGUGAAGGCUCCAUCUGGCCCCAGAGCAGCUGGUUUCCAUUGGGGCUGCAGGAGAGAUGUUUUUUUGGUGAAAUUUAUGGAAAAUUUGCUUUUGCCUCUUGCUGUAGUAACUGUGGGGUCUCCAAGUGACCAGCUGCCACUGUCCAAAGCCCUCCCAGUCACCAGCACUGAUGGGCACCUUGAGGGGUUUGGGGCUUGGUUUUACCCCAGUUGCUGUAAGAGUUUCCACCAGGCCCAGACAAGGACGAGUGUCUCUUCCCACUGGCCUCGCUCCCUGCUGGAGCUGCCUUCCCGGGACUCCUUGGUCUCAGGUAUUUCCAGCCUUGUCUGACAGCUCUUGGGCUGCCCAGCAUGCCAAAGUCUAAUCAGCCAGGAAUCAAGGAUGGAAAAAAGGAGCAGGGGAUGUGAGCCAACUGUGCUGUGGAGUCCUGUGUCAGUUCUGAUUUAAGAUCCCUCUGAGAUUUUGGUUGAUUUUUCUCUUGCCCCUGCCCCAGUGGAGAGGCUCAGCCAGCAGUGACUUCUCUCCCUCCCCCGAAGUGUUUUCUCUGUAUCCUUUGUAAUUUUUAAUUAAUGUAUGUAUUCUUUGUGUCCUAAUGUAAAUAAAUCUGCCAUUGUCCUGUU